Pygocentrus nattereri (red-bellied piranha) is the source of this 1450-nucleotide messenger RNA. Its product is annotated as cell adhesion molecule 4-like. The record is from RefSeq and is a predicted model, not a curated record. The transcript has 9 exons. Bases 14 to 1324 code for a protein of 436 amino acids. NCBI's taxonomy places the organism in Eukaryota, Metazoa, Chordata, Actinopteri, Characiformes, Serrasalmidae.
UGUGCAGGUGUCGAUGAUCAGACUAUCUGGAAACGGGACUCUAAAAGAAGGAGACUCUGUGAAUCUGACUUGCGCUGUGAGCUGCACUCUCAGCUCUCCACAGUUUGUGUGGUUUAAGAACAGAGAGCGUUUACCUGAAUCAGGCUCUGUUCUUCACCUCCCUGCUCUGACUGUGAGGAACUCUGGGAAUUAUUUCUGUGCUUUGAGGAACUACGAGGCCUUCACGUCUGAAAUGAUCAGCCUUGAUGUGGACGGUGUUCUCUCAGAUGACGGAUGGGGUGUGAAUUAUUCUGAGCCGAUCUGCGCUGUGAGAGGAUCUGAUGUCAUUUCCUACACUUAUUUCUACCCAAAGUCAGUGAAGCAGGUGAAAAACGUUCUCUGGUGCUCAAUGAACUCAAAUUCAGGAAGGUGUUAUGACGGAUCGUAUGUUUAUAACAGUGACUCUACUGCAGCUUCAGGAGACUUUAAGUAUGUUGGUGACAAAACAUCAAACUGUACUUUAUUAAUCAGUAAUGUACAGUUCAGUCACUCUGGAGAGUAUAGAUUCAGAUUUAUAACUGAUGUCAAGGAUAGAAGAUGGACAGGUGUCCCUGGAGUGACUCUUAAAGUGGCAGUUGUGCAGGUGUCGAUGAUCAGACUGUCUGGAAACGGGACUCUAAAAGAAGGAGACUCUGUAAAUCUGACUUGCGCUGUGAACUGCACUCUCAGCUCUCCACAGUUUGUGUGGUUUCAGAACAAAGAGCGUUUAACUGAAUCAGGCUCUGUUCUUCACCUCCCUGCUCUGACUGUGAGGAACUCUGGGAAUUAUUUCUGUGCUUUGAGGAACUACGAGAAGUUCAUGUCUGAAAUUAUCAGCCUUGAUGUGAAAGGACCUUUCCCAGUUUUGGGCAUUGUUUGGAUUGUCCUUGGAGUAAUUCUAUUUAUGCUACUUGUGGCUAUCUUAGCUGUAGUUUACAAAAGGAGGAAGAAGGCAAAAGCUCCAGAAGAAGACAUUAGAGGAAGUGACAGGGAAACCCAGGUUGGAGAAAGAACACAGGGUAAACAAACAAAGCUUCAGGAUAACCAUGUUAAUGAGGCUGCUGAAGCCGAGCUGCUGGAGGACGAAAUUACGUAUGCCUCUGUGUGCACAAAACCUAAUAAACCAAAAGAAAGGGAGGUAAACGCUCGAGAAGAAGAAGAGAACAGCAGAAGUGGCUGGAAAACCCAGGAUGAAGACGUGAUGUACGCUUCUGUGUCCAUCCAACCCACUAUACCUAAAAAAGGACCUGUCCACACUGUCCAAGAAGAUGAUUCCAUUAUCUACAGCGCAGUGAAGACAAACUGAUCACAGCUCCGCACGUCAUGUAACCCCAAAGCAUUUGGGCGUAUUUGUAUAUCAUUAGAAAAUCGCUUGCUAUGAAACAUCUGCUGUGAACCACUAGGUGGAAACUAUAAAAGAAAUUUAUUGAAA